AUGAAGCAGGAACAAUUGACUCAUCUCUUUAGCAAUUACUUUGACUACGUUGAUGUUUCGCCAGAACUCAAGUUUGCUCUCUUGUCGAUUCUGUUUAACCCUAUUUUCUGGAAUAUUGUGGCCAGAUUCGAGCACAAAACUCAUUUCUUGACCAAAAUCGCUGGUGGGGCUUACAGAGGAUGUUACAUCUUGGCAGCUAUCAUUUUCUCCUUAGGAAUCUACAGAGAUCAUGUCUACCAUGAUGCAUUGCUUCAACAGCCAACUUAUGAGCCCAUGGUGGAGUCUCAAAUUGUCAAGUCACUUGCAAUUUUGUCGUUUGGUGUAGGUAAUGUGCUUGUUUUGUCGUCAAUGUGGGCUUUAGGUGUCACAGGUACCUACUUGGGAGAUUACUUUGGAAUUUUGAUGAAGGAAAGAGUGACUUCUUUCCCAUUCAAUGUCAACGACAAUCCCAUGUACAACGGAUCCACCUUGUGCUUCUUGGGUACUGCAUUGUGGUACGGAAAGCCAACUGGAUUGUUGGUGACGGCAUUUGUCUUUGUCAUGUACAAAAUUGCUUUGCUUUUCGAGGAGCCCUACACUGCCAAGAUCUACGCCCAAAGAGACUACUCUGCGUAG
Molecule: messenger RNA, 615 nt
Organism: Sungouiella intermedia
Lineage: Eukaryota; Fungi; Ascomycota; Pichiomycetes; Serinales; Metschnikowiaceae
Source: the annotation of a GenBank genome assembly